GGUUGAUCUGAUUCCGCCUGGCUGCCUGGAUGACAGUCAAGCGGUGCUGAUGCUGUGACAAUGGGAGUCAUCCAGAUAAGCAUCAUCUGGACCGAGUGCGCUUAAAACACAGCGGUAGCACACACGGGAACGGGACGGGGAGGCAGCCGGGUAGAAACACGGGGUGGAACCUCCAGCUGCUGCUGAGAAAGGUCUAGUCAUGGGAGCAUUCAGCCGACAGAAGUUUUUCCAAGAGCUUGCUCAUGGCUGCCUGCUGCCCACAGCCCAGCAGGGCCUAGAGCAAGUAUGGCAGCUGCUGGUUAUCUGCCUGCUGUGUCGGCUUCUCUGGAUCUUGGGGCUCCCCUCUUUUGUAAAACACCUGGGCACAGUCGCGGGAGGUUUCUACACUCUCUACCUGUUCUUUGAGCUUCACAUGAUCUGGGUGGUCCUCCUCAGCCUUCUCUGCUACCUCUUCCUCUUCCUGUGCCGCCACUCCACCAUGCGAGGCACCUUCCUCUCCAUCACUGUGCUCAUCUACCUGCUGCUGGGAGAGCUGCACAUGAUGGACACCACCAACUGGCACAAGAUGAGAGGUUCACAGAUGGUGGUUGCCAUGAAAGCCAUCUCCCUGGCCUUCGAUCUGGACAGAGGUGUCGUAGCCAGUGUGCCGUCACCCAUUGAGUUCAUGGGCUAUAUUUACUUUGUGGGCACAGUCAUCUUUGGUCCCUGGAUCAGCUUCAACAGCUACAAAGACGCUUUAGAAGGACGUAAGCUGAGCUUGUCGUGGUUUUUAAAAGUGUCUGUUAGCUGGGUGAAGAGCCAGGUCUGCCUUGUUGUUUCCAACUGCAUGGCGCCCUACCUUUUCCCUUAUUUCAUACCGGUCUAUGGAGACAAGUUACUACGAGGCAAAAAGAGAAGGAAAAUCAGAGGUACACCAGCAAAGUGGUUGCUGGCGUAUGAGAACACAAUGUCUUUCCACUUCAGCAACUAUUUUGUCGGUUACUUGAGCGAGACUACUACUACUCUGGCUGGAGCAGGCUUUACAGAGGAGAAGGAAAACCUCAAAUGGGAUAUGACCGUAUCCAAGCCACUGAAUAUAGAGUUUCCCCGGUCGAUGGUGGAGGUGGUAACGUCCUGGAAUCUGCCCAUGUCUCGCUUUCUGCACACCUAUGUUUUUAAGAGUGCUCUCAAAUUGGGCACGUUCUCCGCUAUCAUGGUGACGUAUACAGCCAGCGCCCUUCUGCAUGGUUUAAGUUUCCACCUGGGUGCAGUGCUUCUAUCUCUGGGGUUCAUCACAUACAUUGAGCACGUGUUGCGGAAGAGGCUUGCGGUCGUUUUCAAUGCCUGUGUACUGUCAAAGAAAUGUCAGGCAAACUGCACUCAUGGGAACAAGAAGAAGCUAUGGGUAUAUUUGAUUAACAUAGCAUUCAGCGCUUUGGCGAUGCUCCACCUGACGUACCUGGGCUCUGUGUUCAACUCCAGUGUCGACUACAUGGAGGAGGAUGAGGACGAUGUAACCCAUCAUACCAUUCAGAAGUGGUCCGAGCUGAGCUGGACAAGCCACUGGGUCACAUUCGGAUGCUGGAUAUUGUACCGCCUCAUUCUCUAAUAACGAGAGACGGAGAAAGUGAAGCAAUAAGGAGAGAUGUAAGGUUGGUUCUCCACUUCUGCACUGUGACUUUAUUCUGCCUCAGACCGAAGAGGACAGACUCAACCUGUAUACAUCAAUAAACCAACGGCCCGCAUGUUGGCUGGGUAAUCCAUUAUUCUAACCUGCCGGGGACUAGUUUUGAUAUCCAUGGAAUGAUAGCCCGCUCCGCUCUCCCUUUUCUCAGUAUCGCAUCUUUUUUAAUCCGAGCCGCAGUUGUCAACCCUCAUGUUGUGACAGCAGUUACCGAUGUCUUACUGUGAGUCGCGAUCAAUACCUGUCAGCAUAGUGGAGGCGUUUCUGUGGACACAUGACACUAUCGAGGUUUUUCAGGGUCGGCCGAGGCAGACGUCCUCAAGAUGUGGUUUCCCCCCCCCCGCCCCCCCCUCACCUCAAAGUGUUUUACAAUCAUAUUUUUAGAUUUGAAGGAUUAGGAUGGAGAUAUCAAACAAAUCCCAUGGAAAGAAAGACAAUACAUUUGCCCGUCUCUGAAUACUUUCUGAAUUCCCCAGCCUGUCUGUGGCUCUCAGCCCUAAUCCUAUUCUAUAAACUUAAUAAAAUAAAAAAAGGCUGAAUUAUUUCCUAAACCUAGGGUCACUUAGUGUUUAGUGAAUAUUUCUCAAACAAGAGUCAAAUGGUACAUUUGUUUGGAUCUUUUUUAAGCAGCGAAACAAUACACAUUGUGCUCUACUGUGUAUAUAUAUAUAUAUCUAUAUAUGUACUAUGUGUAGCAGCAUGACAGUGUAUGUGGGAUUGACACAAAAUAAAAUGCAGUGCCUACGGAACAUGUCACCCGGGUCCAGUGUGGCUCGUUGAUACAUUUUGGACAACAGCAGAAGUCAUUAACAGAGAAGAAUAAGCUGCAUGAGACUUUGGCUCAGGAGAAUAAAUGAAUCAAUGGUUUGGGUCUUUUCAUGGGAUUUGUUGGCAAUAUGAACAAUGUAGAAUAUCACCACCAGACGUGGUCUCAAGCAUGUGUAAGACAACACAGAGUUUCCUUUUGAACGAUAAGAGCACAGGUUAUGGUUAUGAGGCAGCAAUUAUAAUGCAGAAGGAAUUCCCCUUUUGAGAAUGUUAGAUGAAGAAAAUGAAUCGGUAAAUCUAUGAACUUACUUUUGUGGUGAUAUUUCCUAAUGGGGUUUGUGUUUUGUUUUGUGUUAUUCUGAUCAUUUCCUUUACAUUUACGGUAGUUAUUUGCCUUUGCUUAGAAAAGGUCUUAUUAGUAUUUAUUUAUUACAUUUGUACAACUCUUUCACGCUUCAGUAUUGAAAAUAAAGAUUUCGAAUUAGGGUAUUUCACACGUUAUUGUAGGGGGAAAUGUUUCAACUUCUCUUCCAAUAGUAGGUGCGAUUAUGAAGUUCACAGUAUUAAAUAUAUCUUUAAAUACAGAUUUUUAUUACACUGUUGCUUUUAAUGGUGCAUUCAUGUAACUGCUAAUUACCUGAGGAUAGAAUCAAAUGGGCGUCUGUAUCAGAUUGUGUUCACGUUCUGUCUAAUAUAUCUUUCUGAAAUCUGGAAUGUCAACAGGAUUUGUUUCUUGACUAAGAUGUAGUGUUUUAGAUUAGAGCCUGAAUGUUUGUUCAUGCCUGAGAACCAGCGCUCAGUCUCUUAGGACCAAAUACCACUCAAUCCGACAGUAUUUUAAAUAUUAUUCUAACUUUAAGCCAACUUUUUCUCCCUGUAAAUGUGAAGGCACUGACAUCUGUGAUAUUUUUAUAAACUUUUACAUCAAACCUG
Etheostoma cragini (Arkansas darter) is the source of this 3364-nucleotide messenger RNA. It is a transcript of the gene porcn, whose product is annotated as porcupine O-acyltransferase. The record is from RefSeq and is a predicted model, not a curated record. The transcript has 15 exons. Gene Ontology annotation, molecular function: Wnt-protein binding; palmitoleoyltransferase activity. Gene Ontology annotation, cellular component: endoplasmic reticulum; membrane. The coding region runs from base 200 to 1588 and encodes 462 amino acids. Gene Ontology annotation, biological process: canonical Wnt signaling pathway; protein palmitoylation; lipid modification. Lineage: Eukaryota; Metazoa; Chordata; Actinopteri; Perciformes; Percidae.